AUGAUAGGGGUACAAGUGGAAUUGGAUGAUUCCCCACCAGUUGAACUGAAUGUAAAUGAUUUCAUUGAUGGUCAUCAUUCUGAUGAUGAUGUUGGUCUGGAUGGUGGAGCUAAAGGUGUUGGAGAUGAAGCUAUAGGUGAUGGUGAUGGAGAAGUUCAUGAUGUUGGACCUGAUCAUGGUGUUGGAUAUGAAGUUGUUGGUGAUGGUGAUGAAGAAGGUCAUGGUAGUGGAGAUGUUGAUGAUGGUGAUGGACUUGAAGGUGAUGGUGUUGGACCUGAAGGUGGUGUUGAAGAAUUGGGUGAUAAUGAGGAAAAUCAGGAUGAUGAUGGACAUGAGGUUGUCCCAAUGGUUAGGAGAACAAGGAAAACAUCUGGGAGGAUUACCAAGAUAAAGCUAAGGAAGGGUGUCUAUGACAAAGAUGGUGGUGGUUAUUCUUAUGUAAAGUCAAUCAACUUGGAGUAG
This is a messenger RNA of Lactuca saligna, 462 nucleotides long. Lineage: Eukaryota; Viridiplantae; Streptophyta; Magnoliopsida; Asterales; Asteraceae. The record is from the annotation of a GenBank genome assembly.